This is a messenger RNA of Sorex fumeus (smoky shrew), 927 nucleotides long. RefSeq names its product RAD52 motif-containing protein 1-like. NCBI's taxonomy places the organism in Eukaryota, Metazoa, Chordata, Mammalia, Eulipotyphla, Soricidae. Bases 1 to 846 code for a protein of 281 amino acids. The transcript has 7 exons. Gene Ontology annotation, cellular component: nucleolus. The record is from RefSeq and is a predicted model, not a curated record. Gene Ontology annotation, molecular function: RNA binding.
AUGGCUGAGGUGAUACCUUUCACGGUUCCCAGCGAGAGUGACAAAACCCUGUUGGUGUGGGAGCUAAGCCCAGGUCCCACGGCCGAAGAGUUGCAUCAUUCUCUGUCCGCAGCCUUCUCCCGCUUCGGCCUUCUGUAUUCGGUGCGCGUCUUCCCCAACGCUGCGGCCGCCCGGCCCGGGUUCUACGCCGUGGUCAAGUUUUAUUCAGCUCGCGCUGCUCACUCAGCCCAACAGGCCUGCCACCAGCAGCCGCUCUUCCAGUCCUCUCCGCUGAAGGUUCGUCUCAGCAGACAUAAAGCAGUUCAACAUCGGACUCUUGCCCUAAACAGCUCCCAAUGCCAAGAACUGGCAAACUACUAUUUUGGUUUCAAUGGAUGGUCUAAAAGGAUUGUCAAGCUUCAGGAUCUUUCUGACAUUGAAGAAAGGGAAAAUGAAGAUAUUGUGGCACCACUUGAGAAGCAAAGCGUGAAGAUCUUCUGUGCUUUAGAGGUGGUAUUGCCAUCCUUUGAUUGCAAGAGCCCUGGAGUUGGCAUAGCCCAGGAGACUUUGGAUAAAACGGAAGGACCAUUAUCAUUCCUUAUGAAAAGAAAGACAACUCAGAAGUUUGCUAUACAAAAGGCAGUGUCAGAUGCAUUUCAGAAACUACUCAUUGUGGUUUUAGAAAGUGGUAAAAUAGCUGUGGAAUACCGACAUUUUGAGGAGCUCACUGAUGCCAUAACCGAAGAACUACAUGAUUUAAUUCAAGUCAGCUACCUGUCUUGGAAGCAGGAUGGCCAAGGGGAGGAAGAAUGUCUCUCGGAUUUCAGUAGUGAGGAGGAAGCACCUAGACCACCACAACUGGACUAGUACUAUUGAAUUCGCCAGCAUUCCCUGCAGGGGGACACACUGUUCCUUCUCCCCACCCCCACCCCGGUGCUCUCCCCAUAC